Megachile rotundata (alfalfa leafcutting bee) is the source of this 718-nucleotide messenger RNA. It is a transcript of the gene mRpS6, whose product is annotated as mitochondrial ribosomal protein S6. The record is from RefSeq and is a predicted model, not a curated record. Gene Ontology annotation, molecular function: structural constituent of ribosome; small ribosomal subunit rRNA binding. Lineage: Eukaryota; Metazoa; Arthropoda; Insecta; Hymenoptera; Megachilidae. Gene Ontology annotation, cellular component: mitochondrial small ribosomal subunit; ribosome. Gene Ontology annotation, biological process: translation.
GUCUAUUAUGUACUACGUUUCUGAUUGUGGUAUUAUCAUUAUAUAUCAGUAGGCAUCGUGUACUAGACUCUUUGUUUAUGGUAUAAGCUGAUUUCUUUUCGUACUGUACGUAAGAGGAGUGAUCGUAAAGUAUUUUAUUUGGUUAACCAAAUUAAAAAUUUAGAAACAUGCCGACCUAUGAAAUGCCAUUAUUAUUACGACUUGGAAAAAAGGCUGAAUAUGCAAAUAUUUUAAAAACUGUAGCAGAAACAAUAUUCAGUGUAGGAGGAUUUAUUAGGACAAUAGAAAAUUGGGGUGAAAAGGAGCUUCCAUGUAAGGCAUCGAGUCAUGGUCAAGUUCAUAGAAAAGCUGGUCAUUUUUUCAUGUCCUUCGAUGUCCCACCAGCAUCAACAUUUAAAAUUCUUGACGAAUGCCAACGGAACUUGAGUAUUGUUAGGGUAAAAAUAUAUUUACGUAAUGAACCGCCUGAAAAUGUAGAGUGUACAUUUGGGGACGAGAUGUUGCCUCCACCUUACAGACCUAGUGUUAAAAAAAUGCUUGAGCAAAGUGAAAAAGAAAAGAAUAAGAAGAAAAAACAAUUUGAGUAUAAUUCUGGACUUGAUUAUUACCCUUUCCUUAGGUAAAUAUUAACCUUUCCAUAAGUAAAUCAUUAAUUGUUAUUUAUUAUAUAUAGCAAUAUGUAUGUACAGUUUGUAAUAAUAAAAUGCGUGCAAACAUG